AUGGCUCAACUGGGCUUCCUGCUGUUUCUCAUUGUGGCCACCAGAGGGUGCAGUGCAGCUGAGGGCAAUUCUGAUCCUGAGGUCUGGACCUGUCCUUUCUGGUCUUCAUUGCCUAGAAGCUGCAAGGAAAUCAAACAGAAGCAGCCAAAUGCUCCAGAUGGCCCGUACUUCCUCUGCACCACCAACAACGCCAUCUACCAGACCUAUUUCUACUGUGACAUGACCACUGGGGGCGGUGGCUGGACCUUGGUGGCCAGUAUGCAUGAAAACUUCCUGGUGGAGAGGUGCAUGGUGUGCGAUUGCUGGUCCACUCUGCAGGGCAACAGAGCAGACUACCCAGAGGGAGAGAGCAACUGGGCCAACUACAACACCUUUGGGUCUGCAGAGGGCGCCACAAGCAAUGACUACAAAAACCCUGGCUACUUUGACAUCCAGGCCCAGGACCUGGGCAUCUGGCAUGUGCCCAAUAAGACUCCCCUGCAGAACUGGAGGAACCGCUCCCUGCUGAAGUGCCAUACCUAUACUGGCUUCUUCCAGCAUCUGGGACACAAUCUGUUUGGACACUACCAGAAAUACUCUGCGAAAUAUGGAGGAGGAAAGUGUUGGACCGACAAUGGCCCAGCAAUACCUGUGGUCUAUGAUUUUGGUGAUGUCCAGAAAACAGCGUCUUAUUACUCACUUUAUAGCCAGAGUGUCUUCAGUGUUCUUCUAAACUCUUCCUAUGAAAAAUGUUAG
Molecule: messenger RNA, 735 nt
Organism: Perognathus longimembris pacificus (Pacific pocket mouse)
Lineage: Eukaryota; Metazoa; Chordata; Mammalia; Rodentia; Heteromyidae
Product: intelectin-1a-like
Exons: 6
Coding region: 1-735 (244 amino acids)
Molecular function (GO): oligosaccharide binding
Source: RefSeq, a predicted model, not a curated record